Candidozyma auris is the source of this 996-nucleotide messenger RNA. RefSeq names its product Cu/Pi carrier. Bases 1 to 996 code for a protein of 331 amino acids. Gene Ontology annotation, biological process: mitochondrial phosphate ion transmembrane transport. The record is from RefSeq and is a predicted model, not a curated record. The transcript has a single exon. NCBI's taxonomy places the organism in Eukaryota, Fungi, Ascomycota, Pichiomycetes, Serinales, Metschnikowiaceae. Gene Ontology annotation, cellular component: mitochondrial inner membrane. Gene Ontology annotation, molecular function: phosphate transmembrane transporter activity.
AUGGCUAAAGAUUCUCUUGCUGACGCAAUCGUGCAACCUGUGUCUGACCAGCUCAACAAGUUGGCUGGCUCAAGUAACGCCCCUGAACCUUCCAAGAAGGGCAUCCAGCUUUUCUCCAAGGAGUACUAUGCUGCUUGUACUAUUGGAGGCAUUGUCGCCUGUGGACCAACCCACUCUGCUGUGACACCCCUUGAUCUUGUGAAAUGCCGUCGUCAGGUGGACUCUGCGAUCUACAAGUCGAAUGUGGAUGGAUGGAAGAAGAUCAUCAAAACCAAAGGUGACUCGAUCUUCACCGGUGUGGGAGCAACCUUCAUCGGGUACUCGUUGCAGGGUGCUGGUAAGUACGGCUUCUACGAAUACUUCAAGAAGACGUAUGGCGACUUGGUUGGGCAGGAGACGUUUGCCAAAUACAAGACUCCAGUGUACCUUGCUGCUUCGGCAUCUGCUGAGUUCCUUGCCGAUAUCAUGUUGUGUCCACUCGAGACGAUCAAAGUUAGAACACAGACCACAAUCCCUCCAUAUGCCAAUAACGUGGCCGAGGGAUUCUCCAAGAUCUAUAAAGCAGAGGGGUGGGCUGGCUUGUACAGUGGAAUUGGGCCAUUGUGGGCCAGACAGAUCCCAUACACCAUGGUCAAGUUCAGUACGUUCGAGAAAUGCGUGGAAUUGAUCUACCAGUACCUUGGCAAGCCUGCUUCUGCUUACACUUCCGUCCAGCAAACAGGAAUUUCUUUUGUUGGUGGUUACAUUGCCGGUAUAUUCUGUGCUGUUGUGUCUCAUCCUGCGGACGUGAUGGUCUCCAAAGUCACCACCAACAAGAAGCCUUCAGAAGGGUUGGGAUCUGCCUUGAAAAGAAUCUAUGGGCAAAUUGGCUUUGCCGGUAUUUGGAACGGCUUGCCCGUUCGUAUUGUUAUGAUCGGUACUUUAACUGGUUUCCAGUGGUUGAUCUACGACUCCUUCAAGGUCUACGUGGGCUUGCCAACCACUGGUGGCCACUAG